AUGCCGCGGUUCUACAAGUGUCUGACAGUAUGGCAGGAUAGCAUCUCACUGAUGAGAGCUGGGUGGAAGGCCACGUUCAAUGAUGAGGGGUUCUCGAGUGCUGCCGUUCUCAGAGCAGGUGACUUGGGUGCAGUGGUCAUGCUGCGCAUGUGCCGGUCUUCCAAGGUCUCGCUGAUGUUGAUGUCGAUAACAAUGAGGGCCUCCACAUUCUCUACAUUGCCCGCGUGGUCAGUCGUCCCCAUCAGAGCGACGGGUGCUAACCGAUCUGACCAUGCCACCACAUUAGGACCACCCCGAGCACCCAUCUAUGUGUGCAAUACCCCAGACUAUCCAGACCGAUCUCUUCCCGGAAACAUGCAAGUUGGUGAAUACAGUCUUGUAUCUCAGAUAGACCGUGUACUGGGUAGUCAUCAGAGAGACCAGAAACUCGAACGGGUUCGUGCAUCCCUGAAGGCAACGGACGUUCCCCAAGGCAUCCUUGAUCCCAGAAACGAGGACUUGGGUGGUGUGCCGGCGAAGAUAGCGGCGUGUUCGACCAUGGUGGGGGUCCAGGCAUCGGAGGGCUCCAUGUCAGGAGAUGAGGAAUGGAGGGAGAGGGAGCUGAGUUCGGAUUCCCAGGGUUGUUCGAGAGUGGGUGGAGUGCAUACGGACGAUGAGGAUGGUGGAUGGUGUGAGGAUGACCUGCAUGCAAUGGUCGUACUCAUUUUGGAGGGGUCGUCACUCAGAGCUAGGUCGUCGGCUGUGAGGGUAACUGGGCGGAUGGUCGGAGUCAAGAUGGAUGAAUGCAUACCCAUCCAAGAUGCUCGCUUCAGAUUUACGUUCUGCAUUGAGUUUCAACCCGGUGAACAACGCGCUUCUUGGGGACCACUCUGCGGACUGGUACCUGCAUCCAAUAACCCAGACCAUAUAGGUGGGAGCUGGGAGCCUUGGAGAGUUGCGGAUAUGGAGGAUCUGGAGAAGGUGGUCUCAGGAGGAGGAGAGCCAGUGGGAGGUGGAUUGGUAGGCGUGGCACAUGUGGUACUCGAGAUCGGCUUCAUCACAGGAAUUAGGUUCUCACUGUCAGUGACGUGUGCUGGGACAGGGGGGGGGAGGGGCGUCUUACCUGGUGUAGUCAUUUCCCACACUGCCACCCAUAAAGCCCACCCAAUUAAACUGCAGCAUCAACCUCAUCACUAUUGGCCCUAUCCUUUCGUCCCUUCCUAUACCACCUACAAAGGAGACGAAUCUUCAUCACGAAAAUAUGCACCUGUGAGGAUUUCUCAUGUUCUGGCUGGCCUUGAAGCACUGGGCAUGGUUAUCUAA
Messenger RNA from Desarmillaria tabescens, 1302 nucleotides. RefSeq lists its product as uncharacterized. NCBI's taxonomy places the organism in Eukaryota, Fungi, Basidiomycota, Agaricomycetes, Agaricales, Physalacriaceae. The transcript has 12 exons. Bases 1 to 1302 code for a protein of 433 amino acids. The record is from RefSeq and is a predicted model, not a curated record.